Messenger RNA from Hemibagrus wyckioides, 2862 nucleotides. RefSeq names its product pleiomorphic adenoma gene 1 (gene plag1). The record is from RefSeq and is a predicted model, not a curated record. Lineage: Eukaryota; Metazoa; Chordata; Actinopteri; Siluriformes; Bagridae. Bases 262 to 1425 code for a protein of 387 amino acids. The transcript has 3 exons.
AGCGCAUAGUCUACACAAUGGCUGCUGGAAAGAGGAGAAAGCAAACAAUUUUCAGGCCCGCCGCGUCCAGCAAAAAAUAUGAGAAAAAAAUUAUUAAAAUUCGGAAAAUAGGUGAAAGUCAAGGAAAACGCCCUAGAAAGGAUGUUAAGGCUCCCACGUGCCUGGCCUCUUUGUGGUGUUGAAGAUUCAGCCUCUGUCACUCUGUCAGUGAUCGGACACAUCGCUUGUGUCCACCGCGUGGCUGGCCCGCGCUAAGUCGCCAUGGCCACAGUCACUCCAGACGAUGACUGCCCCAACCCGGCAGAGCACGAUCGAGUGAGGAAGAGGAGGCCAGAGGGGAAAGGGAGGAAAAACUUCCCAUGUCAGCUUUGUGAGAAGGCCUUCAACAGCGUGGAGAAGCUGAAGGUGCACUCCUACUCGCACACAGGCGAGAGGCCAUACCGCUGCACACACACCGACUGCACCAAGGCCUUUGUCUCAAAGUAUAAACUGCUACGCCACAUGGCCACACACUCACCUGAGAAGACCCACAAGUGUAGCUACUGCGAGAAGAUGUUCCAUCGCAAAGACCACCUCAAGAAUCACCUGCACACACACGACCCCAACAAGGAGGCUUUCAGCUGUGCCGAGUGCGGCAAGAGCUACAACACCAAGCUGGGCUUCCGAAGGCACCAAGCUCUGCAUGCAGCACAUCGCGGCGACCUCACCUGCCAGGUGUGUCUGCGGCCAUAUCCCAGCACCACCCUGCUGCUCGAGCACCUGCGUGCCCACGCCGGCAAAAGUGCCACAGCUGCAGCCAAGGAGAAGCGGCAUCAGUGUGAGCACUGUGAGCGUCGAUUCUACACGCGCAAGGACGUGCGGCGCCACCUAGUGGUGCACACGGGCCGCAAGGACUUCCUGUGCCAAUACUGUGCGCAGCGCUUUGGCCGCAAGGACCACCUGACUCGGCAUGUAAAGAAGAGCCACAGCCACGAGCCGCUGCGUGUUAAGGCGGAGCCGCUGGAGCCCUCAGAGCCACACCCCUACCUGUUUGGCCAUGCUUCCUACUCUCCUCCACCACCACCACUCCGUCCUGAGCUGGAGAGCUACCUUCUGGAGCUGCAGGCGGAGGAGAUGCCGAAGCUGAGCGCUGCUGCCACGACCUCUGGAGAGACACCUCCGUCUUUGGACUUCCUGUCUCCUCUGUUCAACUUCCUGCCCUAUGGGCAAGGGGCAGGGCCAGCCUUGGGGGUUUCCUACAGCCAGGAGGAGGGGCUUCCUGUGAUGACGCCUUCUCAAGACGCUCCCGAUCCUCUUGGCCCAAUUCACACGCUCACGCAUCCACACACGCUUUCACAGACGCACACACUCGCCACAAGUUACACACACUCGCCAAGCCUGAAUACAACCACCACCCUGCCUCGCUUUCACCAGGCCUUCCAGUGAUCCAAAACAUACACAGGCACACACGUUAAGCUACCGUAGCAAUUACACACACCUACACACAUCAUCUUGGCACUUAAAUUAAAUACAAAAAAACACACACACACCAAGACAACACUUAUUACUUAAAUCAGUCACACUUACUAAAUUAUGUGCCUUUGAGAACAUAUCACCUGCUCCUUAAAAAUCUAUUUCAGUCUGCAUUUUAAGAGUUAGCAAUAGAAGAUGUUGAACAUCUUGACGGCUGGCAUUCGAAACAAUCAGUCUGGUUUACGAAUGUGUCUGUGCCUUGGUUUGCAGUGAAGUUUUGCUCUCAGACACUGAGUGCAUAUAGCUUUCCCAUUUAGCACUUUGAAUUUCUAGUGAUGUUGAAGUUCCAUCAAAGCUUAUCAUUUGAGUUUAUUAUUUUUUUUUUCCUGAUAUUUUUGUUGAUCACUUUGUUUGUUGGCUCACAAGCGAAAGGGUACUGAAAUGCCAGCAUCUGAGUGACUAUACACAGCCAAAGGCAACCAAACCCCUCAGAGCCAGAGUGUGGACGGCUCGUCUUGUUUUGCCUUUAUCUUUAUUUUUUAUUUUUAUUUUAUUUUUUCCUUUUUUAAACUUUUUUUUUAAAUGGCCGUUUGCCUUCAUGCUGCUGCUCGUUUUAAGGGCCUUAAACUUUACCAGUGCAGAUCUGCUUCACUAUACAAAGCAAUAAAGGGAAACAUGGACUGACUUACAUAGACUGUCAUGUGUAGACACACCCAGCUCUUAAACACCCUUUUCAGUUCUUUACCCUGCCGUUUGUCUUUAUUACUUUUCUUUUCUUUUCUGUUUUUUUUUGGUCCUGGACUUUAGACACCAACACAACCUUCAACCUCAUCUGCUAGAAUGCUGUCCAUUGCACUGAUUCUGAUUCUCAUUAAAAAAACAAAAAUUCAGUUGUAUGGAUCUGUGCUGCAUCCGAAGCGCACGCAGAAGCCCUGCAAAUGACAUACACAGUCUGUGAAGAAGCUCUGUUGUGAAUAAGAUACAUUUCUACAGAUAGUUUUACAGAAUAUAUACGGCUCCAGAGGCUGUAAAACACAGCUAUGGUUGGCACAAUCCUUUUCCCAAAACCCCCAACCAAACCCCAGUACAGAUGUGUAUUUGUGUUUGUGUGUGUGUGUGUGUGUUUGGGUGCGGGUGGGGUGGGCUAGGGGCGGAGCAGGGACGACAGAGGGGUGUGCUGAAUGAUUGUUGGGGGUCAUGUUGAUUAUACAUUGGGAGCUGAAGGUUGUUGGAUGCUGGAAAGCCUCCAGGUUGGGCAUAUUUUUCAUACUAGCACUUUCUAAAGAAUCUGAUGCCUUGGUUUUUGUCAUAUGUUAUAAAUAUGUAUUUUAUGUUAAACAACCUUUUGCAUCAAAUGUUUAGAUGUCAUAUAUAGCUUUUAGCAGAUUGUUAGCAUGUGUUUGUGUGUGU